Ciona intestinalis (vase tunicate) is the source of this 768-nucleotide messenger RNA. The record is from RefSeq and is a predicted model, not a curated record. Lineage: Eukaryota; Metazoa; Chordata; Ascidiacea; Phlebobranchia; Cionidae.
AUGACAUCACAAUCAAAUAUUGAAUAUGAAGCAGAAAAGUUUUCAAAACUUGCGGAAAAUUGGUGGGAUGAAAAUGGAGCCAUGAAAGCAUUACACAGCAUGAACCGAGUGAGAGUUCCUUUCAUAAGAGAUGGUUUGAUAUCCAUGGGUUGUGGGGAACCUUACACUUCCAAACCUUUGCAAGGUAUCAAGAUAUUAGAGGUUGGUUGUGGGGCCGGCGUAUUGUGUGAACCACUAGCUCGACUAGGAGCAUCAGUGCUUGGGAUCGACGCAUCAGAUAAUGUCCUGGAAGUUGCAAAGAUACAUAGAGAUGGCAACACAGAGUUAUCAGACCUUCAAUACAUCGAUGCUGAUCUCGAAGACAUCGUUGGUGCGGGUACGUUACGGUUUCAUGCAGUUGUUGCAUCGGAGGUGGUUGAACACGUUGAAGAUAAGACGAAGUUUAUCAACAAUUGUUGUUCGCUGUUGAUGCCGAAUGGGUCCUUAUUUCUCAGCACAAUCAACAGGACCCAGGUCUCAUACCUUCUAGCAGUGCUUAUGGCAGAAGAGGUGUUGGGUGUUGUACCACCAGGCACUCAUGAUUGGGAGAUGUUCGUUACAACGGAUGAGAUCAAGUCAUAUUUAAAUCAAGGAAAUUGUGAAAUACAGAAGAUAGUUGGAAUGAAUUACAAUCCACUUAAUAAUAAGUGGACUAAGUGUCAAAAUACCAGUGUUAAUUAUAUUUUACAUGCUGUUAAAAAAAAUGACAUCAAUGCAGACACUCAGUGA